CUCUUGCCUCUGCACAGAUGAAUAUUUGAAAGUACCUUCAUCAAACAUCUGCAACCAUGGAGACCUCAUCAAUGCUUUCAUCACUGAAUGAUGAGUGCAAAUCUGACAACUACAUCGAGCCGCACUACAAGGAGUGGUACCGUGUGGCUAUUGAUGCUCUGAUUGAACAUGGCUUAGAAGCCUACCAAGAAUUCCUUGCUAAGGAGCGAGUGUCUGACUUUCUAGCUGAGGAAGAAAUUAAUUAUAUUUUGAAAAAUGUCCAGAAGUUUGCACAAAAUACAGAGCGUGGUUCUGAUAAUUCCUGUGAUGAUGCCUCAUCUUCUGGGACUUAUUGGCCCAUGCAGUCUGACGUGGAAGCUCCAAAUCUUGAUUUAGGCUGGCCAUAUGUGAUGCCUGGACUCUUAGGGAGUACCCAUAUAGAUCUCCUCUUUCAUCCACCAAGAGCACAUCUACUUACAAUAAAGGAAACUAUCCGGAAGAUGAUGAAAGAGGCAAGAAAGGUCAUUGCUAUAGUGAUGGAUAUAUUUACUGAUGUGGAUAUUUUCAAAGAAAUAGUAGAGGCAUCAACACGAGGAAUAUCUGUAUAUAUUUUACUUGAUGAGUCAAAUUUUAAUCAUUUUCUAACUAUGACUGAGAAACAGGGUUGUCAAAUUCAACGUCUCAGGAACAUUCGAGUACGGACAGUAAAAGGCCAAGAUUAUCUUUCAAGAACAGGGGCAAAAUUCCAUGGGAAAAUGGAGCAAAAAUUUUUGUUAGUUGACUGCCAAAAAGUGAUGUACGGUUCUUACAGCUACAUGUGGUCAUUUGAAAAGGCUCAUCUCAGCAUGGUUCAGAUAAUCACAGGACACCUUGUAGAGUUAUUUGAUGAAGAAUUCCGCACACUUUAUGCCAGGUCCUGUGUCCCAAGUUCUUUUGCUCAGGAAGAAUCUGCAAGGGUGAAGCCAGGCAAAGCUCUGUGGGAGAAUGGCAUUUACCAGCGAUCCAUUUCUUCAUUGGCUUCAGUGUCCAGCCAAAGAAACCUUUUUGGUAGACAAGACCAAAUUCAUAACAUAGAUUCUAGUUUCUUCAAAGGCAGAGGGAUAUAUACCCUGAAUGAGUAUGACAAACACAGCAUGAGAAAUCAUGGAUACAAGCCUCAUUUUGUUCCAAACUUCAAUGGUCCAAAUGCAAUCCGUCACUUCCAACCCAAUCAGAUCAAUGAAAACUGGAAAAGGCAUAGUUAUGCUGGGGAACAACCAGAAACAACGCCAUACCUGCUGCUCAACAGAGCCCUGAAUCGGACUAAUAACCCUCCUGGGCACUGGAGAAGGCCUUCAGACACUCUCAGUGUGGCAUCCUCAUUACGCGGAGGCCAGGCAAGCCAGACAGACAUACCUGCACAGAGCUUUGCUGAUCGGCUUGCCCAGAGAAAAACAACAAACCUUGCAGAAAGGAACUCAAAUGUGCGGAGGUCAUUUAAUGGGACAGAUAAUCAUAUCCGUUCUCUACAGCAACGGAUGCCAACUCUGGAGAAUACCACAAAGUCUUUCCUGCGAAGCUGGAGAAUUGACUCCUACUUAAAUGAUAAUUCAGAAGUCCCACCUGAUUCAAAUGGCUCCACUCUGGGUGACAGAUUUGAAGGCUACGACAAUCCCGAGAGCGUGAAAGCCAAUGCGCUCUAUACUCAUUCGAGACUUCGUUCCUCAUUUGUGUUUAAACCAACUUUACCUGAACAAAAAGAAGUCAACAGCUGUACAACCGGAUCCUCAAAUUCCACCAUCAUAGGUUCUCAAGGAAGUGCUGUGCAUAGUGAGGUCCAAGAGAGCUCCACCGGUGCACCGCCCUUGACAGAAAAACCCUUGCCUGAAUCAAUUCCCAAGCUUCCAACACAGUCAGAGGAACCAAAAAUGCAGAGCUUGCAGGUUCCCGAAAGGCAACCAGCAAUCUUAAACCAAACAACAAAUGGCCGAGCAGAAUUAAACAACUGUAUAUACACAAACCUGUGUGUAAAUAAGCAGAAGGAGAACACAAAAAAUCAGCCAAGCGAGAACCUGCUCAAAAGGCGAAGUUUCCCGUCCUUUGACCACUCAAAAGUCAAUUUAGACCAUGGGAAUAGCAAGAAUUAUGUGUAUAGUACCCUUACCAGAAAUCGGGUUAGACAACCGGAAAAACCCAAGGAGGACGUGCUGAAGACUUCUAAAAGUAUGCACAAUGUGACCCACAGCACGGAUGAGGAGGAAGAGGAGGCUAUCAAGAGAAACCCCCCAAGUAGCUCGGCCACCAAAUCUAUUUCCAUUGCUGCUUUGCUUGAAAUGAACAAAGAGGACCCUCAUAAAGAACUUACUUCUAAGAAGGACGUUAAAGGCUCCCCAAGCUUUUUGAAAAAGGGAUCUCAGAAAUUAAGAUCCUUACUUAGUCUCACUCCAGAAAAGAGAGAAACCCUAUCUAAGAACAAGGCACCUGCGUUUUACAGGAUGUGUAGUAGUUCUGACACGCUGGUUUCUGAGGGUGAAGAGAAUCAGAAGCCCAAAAAAUCCGAGCCCCGAAUUGAUUCAUCUCCUAGAAGAAAGCGCUCCUCCUCAUCAAACUCUCAAGGCAGCAUCCACAAGAGCAAGGAGGACAUAGCCGUUAGCUCAUCUCCAGGGAUAAAUUCCCAAGCAGAGGAAAGUAGGAGAACAGCACAUUCUCCAACCGUCCAAAGGAGGCUUUCAGAGAGAGCAGGAGAUGCCUCUGCCCCAAGAUUUAACACAGAACAGAUCCAAUACCGUGAUUCCAAGGAGACCAAUGCAGUCAUUGCCCCUCAAAGACGGCCAACCUCUUCUCUAGUGCCAAAGUCUAGUGAGCUUCUAAGAUCUCAUUCAACAAACCAGCGAGUUUACAGUCGAUUUGAGCCAUUUUGUAAGAUUGAGAGCUCUAUCCAGACAGCAGGCAGCGUAACAAACGCACAUGUCAACCGCCCAGAAGUCAAACCCACAGCUAUGGGUAGCAAUUACGGCAGGUCGAGCCCAAUGCUGAAUUACAAGACUGGUGCUUAUCAUUCAUACUCCCCCAAUGAAAACAAGUUCCGAGGAUUUAUGCAAAAGUUUGGAAACUUCAUCCACAAAAACAAGUGAAAUAUUUUCAUUUCAAAUCACAAUUGAAAUAUGAAAUGAAUGUGGCUAUACAUAUUUACCCAAACAGCACUGCACAAAUUUUUGUGCCAUGCCAAGAGUGUUCUGUAUUAGAAGUGGGAGAAUGUGUAGUAGUAUACAAAAAAGUUAAUGUUUUG
Phodopus roborovskii (desert hamster) is the source of this 3247-nucleotide messenger RNA. RefSeq names its product family with sequence similarity 83 member B (gene Sack1b). Gene Ontology annotation, cellular component: membrane; cytoplasm. Gene Ontology annotation, biological process: epidermal growth factor receptor signaling pathway. The coding region runs from base 57 to 3092 and encodes 1011 amino acids. The record is from RefSeq and is a predicted model, not a curated record. The transcript is spliced from 4 exons. NCBI's taxonomy places the organism in Eukaryota, Metazoa, Chordata, Mammalia, Rodentia, Cricetidae.